Messenger RNA from Fopius arisanus, 10033 nucleotides. RefSeq names its product neurofibromin 1 (gene Nf1). The coding region runs from base 24 to 8231 and encodes 2735 amino acids. The transcript has 5 exons. Gene Ontology annotation, biological process: regulation of GTPase activity. The record is from RefSeq and is a predicted model, not a curated record. NCBI's taxonomy places the organism in Eukaryota, Metazoa, Arthropoda, Insecta, Hymenoptera, Braconidae.
UAUUUUGGUGUGAGGUGGAGGCCAUGGGCACCCAGAAGCCAGAGGAAUGGGCCAAUUUGUUGAUUACGAGAUUCGAGGAUCAGCUGCCAUGCGGAGCUGGACCCCAAACAACCAACUCCCAGGUGAACGAGGAGAAGAAUCGAAAGUAUUUGAUUCAGAUAUCGAGGCACAGAUUCUCUCUGGUGAUUGGGGGGCUGACGAAGAUAUUGCAGAGGGUUAAUGAGAUGCUGCCUGGGAACAGUAGUCAGAGGCUUUUUCAUUAUUCGGAGCAAGAGAGAAAUCGCUAUGAGUCGAUUAUCAUUGUUUUGGAUACGCUGGAGCAGUGUCUGGCUAAUCAGCCCAAGGACACGGCUAAUAAGGAGGAGACCAUGAACGUCAAGUUGUUGUUGAGGCAGAUUUGUCAGUUUAUAAACAUAACAAAUGAUAGCCAACUGCAUUCUCACAUAAAGAGUCUCGCCAGCAAGGUCCUCUUUGCCCUAAGCCUAAAUUUCUUCUCAGCAGUAUUCAAUCGUAUAUCGGACCAUCUCCAGGAGCUCUCAGUGUGCAGCGAGGAGACACCAGACUGCAAUGAUAUAGAACUAAUCCAACAUAUCAACAUUGACAUAGACCGACUUAUGCAACUGCUAACUGAAACAAUCCAAAAAUUUCGUCUGCUCAAAAAAUCAGCCCAUAUCAUCCUGAUGAAUUCCCUGGAGCGUGCCAUCUGGAACUGGAUGGACACGUAUCCCCAGGAGUUCUCAGACGUUCAGAAGAGGCCGAAUGACACUCUUGCCAAAAUCUGUGGUGAGCUCUUUGACGUUCUCGAUGGUUUCGCUGAGAACAAGAAAGGUAGAGCUGCUGCUGUUUGGCCUCUCCAGAUAAUGCUCCUCAUUCUCUCGCCAAAAGUUCUCGAGGAGAUUGUCAAUGCAGACUCUGGUGCCCCCUGUUCUCCAAAGCACUCGAAAAAGAAACAAUUCAUUGAUGGAGUUAAACGUGGCCUAGUGAUGCACGGUUCCAGUCGACAGAUAACCGAAGCUGCAGCUGUCACCUGCGUCAAACUCUGCAAGGCCUCCACCUACAUCAGCAACUUGGACUCCAACAAUGUCAUCUUCACCCUCGUCCAGCACGUUAUGGGUGAUCUCACAGGCCUUCUAUUCAAUCCCACAAAACCCUUCUCCAAGGGAGGGAGCUCCAUAUCUCAGGACAUCGAACUGAUGAUCGACUGUUUCGUCAGUUGCUUCAGAAUAAAACCCCACAACGAUGAGAUCCUCAAGAUCUGCCUCAAUCUCAAUUCACCAUCAAUCUAUCAAUUUAUUUUAGUGAGUUCGUUGUACAGAAUUGUUACUCAGCCUAGGCUACUCUGGUGGCCCCAGAUCGACCUCAUAUACCCUAAAAGUCCUGAGUUGAGGAAUAUGUUCACGGAUACAUUGAACAAAGUUACCCAGAGCUACAUAUCUCCCACACCCUUGAAGAUGAUUCAGAGUUUUACGAUGAAGGGAAAGGAGCAGGGGAAGUACAAGGACAGGGGCGAGGAGAUAACGAGCCACAAAAAUCUGCUGCUCUGGAUGGUGAGGCUCAUUCAUACUGAUCCCAUGCUGAUGCUUUAUAAUCAUGGAAAGGCUGGACACGAGAUCCAGAGCUCCACCCUGGAGCUCAUCAAUGGACUCGUGUCUCUGGUCCAUCAACCCACGAUGCUGGACAUCGCCAAUGAAGCCAUGGAGGCUCUUCUCGUUCUUCAUCAUCCUGAUAAGAUCAAGGCCUGGAAUCCAGAGGCUCCCAUCAAGACUUUUUGGGACGUCAGCUCGCAGGUACUCUUCUCCAUAUCUCAGAAGCUCAUUCAGCAUCAGAUUGUCAACUACACUGACAUACUCAAAUGGCUGAGGGAGAUCCUCGUCAGGAGGAACGCUUUUCUAUCGGAGAAUAAGGAUUAUGCCAAUGUUGGCAGUCAGAUCGCCAUCUGCAAGCAGGCGCAUAUCAAGCUCGAGGUAGUUUUCUUCAUGUAUCUUUGGAGCAUCGAUAUGGAGGCUGUACUCGUUGCUCUCUCCUGCUUCUCCCUCAUCUGCGAGGAGGCGGAGAUCAGAUGUGGCAGUGAUGAAGUUGCUGUUACGUGUCUUUUGCCUAAUUAUCAUUUGUAUAUUGAGUUGGCGCAGACCUCCUCCACGCUUACUACUGCUAGUGGAGAAAGUAGGAUAUGUUAUCAUGAACAUAAUCAAGGUCGGGCCGCCCUGCAGAAGCGAAUAAUGGCGCUACUGCGAAAAAUCGAGCAUUGCGUUAACGGUGUACAGCCCGCCUGGGAGGAAACCUUUCGUAACUGGGAGUUCACCUGCCGCCAACUGACCAACUACCCUAAGAAUAAAACGGAAGACGGCCAGGUAGAAUCGUUCCACCGUAGCACAGGGAAACGUCGUGCUUCUCACCAGAACUCCGAGCACGAACUGGAAGAACAGAUCAACGAAUGGGCGAAUAUGACAGGUUUUCUGUGUGCCCUAGGUGGCGUCUGCCUCCAGCGAAAGUCCCCAAACCGUCCGAUGCCCUCAGGUAUUCUGCCCACUCCCGAACCCAAGAAGAUCCUUACCAAGUCCCAGGAAUCCUGUCUAGCCAAUCCAAGCCAGGAAGUCCAGUACUGCCCAGUGACGCAGUUUGUAUUAAAUCUGCUGCGUCUCCUAAUCCGUAACAACGAAAAAUUCGGUGCCCAAAUUCAGAAGCACGUCAAGGAGCUAGUGGGCCAGGAGAUGAGCCCAGCCCUCUAUCCCAUUCUCUUUGACCAGAUCAAGAGCAUUGUUGAGAAAUUUUUCGACCAACAGGGCCAAGUAAUCGUACUCGACGUUAACACUCAAUUCAUCGAGCACACGAUUUUCAUAAUGAGGAAUGUUUUAGAAUCAAAAUCAGAUCAGCCAUCUGAGUACCUGGGGAUGACGAGCAUCGAGGGGAUGACUCUGGCGAUCGUGAGGUACGUUCGACAUUUGGACACAACAGUCUACGCUAUCCACAUAAAAACAAAACUCUGCCAGCUGGUGGAGGCAAUGAUGAAACGAAGGGAUGACCUGGCAUUCAGACAGGAGAUGAAAUUCAGAAAUAAACUUGUGGAGUACCUCACUGAUUGGAUAAUGGACACGACACACCAGAUAGCACCACCACCAAACUCUGCGGACAUGACGACCAUCACUCGAGACCUGGAGCAAGCCUGCAUGGAGGCAGUGGGUUCUCUUCUUCGAGGGCUGCCUCUUCAGCCAGAGGAGUCAGACAGGGGUGAUCUCAUGGAAGCCAAGUCCCAGUUGUUCCUCAAGUACUUCAGCCUCUUCAUGAAUUCUCUGAAUGACUGCAACGACGCUGCCAACGAGGAGAAGGAAGUCGUGUCCAGGCAGAGGCUCACCUCUGAGAAGCUGUCGAGUCUCAGAAAUGCAACGAUCCAGGCAAUGUCUAAUUUACUGAGUGCGAAUAUCGACAGUGGUUUGAUGCAUUCGAUAGACCUGGGGUACAACAGGGAUCUUCAGACGAGGGCUGCCUUUAUGGAGGUCCUCACAAAGAUCCUGCAACAGGGCACUGAAUUCGAUACUCUAGCCGAGACGGUCCUAGCUGACAGAUUUGAACAGCUUGUCCAGCUUGUCACCAUGAUAAGCGAUAAGGGAGAGCUCCCCAUAGCAAUGGCCCUGGCAAAUGUCAUAACAUCGAAUCAAAUGGACGAACUUGCGAGGGUUUUCGUCACCCUCUUCGACGCCAAACACCUCCUCUCGCCUCUUUUAUGGAACAUGUUCUAUCGAGAGGUGGAAGUCUCGGACUGCAUGCAGACAUUGUUCAGAGGGAACAGUCUGGGCUCCAAGAUAAUGGCCUUUUGCUUCAAGAUAUACGGAGCUAGCUAUCUCCAGAAUCUUCUGGAGCCUCUGAUAACUCCAUUACUUGGAGACUCAUCCACGAGCUUUGAGGUGGAUAGCGCCAGGAUCGACGUCAAUGAGAAUAUCGAGCAGAAUGGGAGGAACUUGAUAGCACUGACUCAGAAGGUCUUCGAUGCAAUAGUCUCAUCAGCUGACAGAUUUCCUCCGCAGUUGAGGUCCAUGUGCCACUGUCUGUACCAGGUGCUUAGCAAGAGAUUCCCCCAGUGUCCUCAGAACAACAUUGGUGCUGUGGGGACUGUGAUAUUCCUGAGAUUCAUCAAUCCCGCAAUCGUAUCCCCCCAGGAAAUGGGAAUUGUCAAUAAACCAGUGCCUGUCCAGGUGAAACGAGGCCUCAUGCUUAUGUCUAAAAUCCUCCAGAAUAUCGCCAACCACGUGGAGUUCAGCAAGGAGCAGCACAUGCUGUCUUUCAAUGAUUUUCUUCGUCUGCACUUUGAAAUUGGUCGUAGAUUCUUCAUCCAGAUUGCGUCAGACUGUGAGACUGUGGACCAGACCAAUCACCCGAUGUCUUUUGUCUCGGAUGCAAACGUUCUGGCUCUUCACAGAUUACUCUGGAAUCACCAGGAGAGGAUCGGAGAUUAUCUCAGCAGCUCGAGGGACCACAAGGCAGUUGGAAGAAGACCUUUUGAUAAAAUGGCGACAUUAUUAGCUUAUUUGGGACCCCCGGAGCACAAACCUGUUGACUCUCACUUGCUAUUCUCAUAUGCUCGUUGGUCCAGCCUCGACAUGUCUUCCACCAACUUCGAGGAGAUAAUGGUGAAGCACAAUAUGCACGAGAAAGAAGAAUUCAAGAGCAUCAAGAGCCUCAAUCUGUUCUACCAAGCUGGCACCUCUCGACAAGGAAAUCCAGUGUUUUAUUACAUCGCUCGAAGAUACAAGAUUGGUGAGACCAAUGGAGAUCUCCUCAUCUAUCAUGUGAUGCUGACGUUAAAACCCUUUUGCCAUGCACCAUUCGAACUCGUUGUGGACUUCACUCACACUUGCUCCGAUAAUCGUUUCAGAACAGAGUUCCUGCAGAAAUGGUUUUACGUUCUUCCUGAGGUCGCCUACACUAACAUUCAUGCAGCUUACAUCUAUAAUUGUAAUAAUUGGGUGAGGGAAUACACGAAGUAUCAUGACAGGAUUCUUGUUCCUCUCAAGGGCAAUCGUAAAGUGAUUUUCAUUGAUUCACCAGCGAGACUUAACGAAGUCAUUGAGCCAGAGCAGCAGAAGCUCCCUGGAGCAACUCUAACUCUCGAUGAAGACCUCAAAGUCUUCACGAGUGCUCUCAAAUUAUCCCACAAGGACACCAAAGUUUCGGUUAAGGUCGGUCCCUCAGCGAUACAAAUAACAUCAUCAGAAAAGUGCAAAGUCCUGUCGCACCAGGUGCUCCUUAACGACGUGUACUAUGCCUCUGAGAUUGAGGAGGUAUGUCUCGUCGAUGACAAUCAGUUCACACUGACCAUCUCCAACGAGGCAGGACCCCUCUCGUUCAUUCACAACGAUUGUGACAGCAUCGUUCAGGCUAUCAUUCACAUUAGAAACCGAUGGGAAUUGUCACAGCCCGACUCAAUGUCAGUUCACACCAAGAUCAGGCCUAAAGAUGUUCCUGGAACUCUCCUCAACAUGGCUCUAUUAAACUUGGGCAGCUCGGAUCCCAAUCUUAGAACAGCUGCCUACAAUCAGCUGUGCGCACUUACAGCGACUUUUGACCUCAAGAUUGAGGGACAACUGCUGGAAACUUCUGGUCUAUGCAUACCAUCGAAUAAUACUAUUUUUAUUAAACAUCUGAGUGAAACACUGGCAACUAACGAUCCACAUCUGACCCUGGAAUUCCUCGAGGAGUGCAUGCAGGGGUUCAAGGUGUCGACAAUCGAGUUGAAGCACCUCUGCCUGGAGUACAUGACACCCUGGCUGAAGAACCUCGUGAGAUUCCACAAGCCUAAUGAUGAGGGUGGCAAGAGACAGAGGCAGGUCACACAAAUCCUCGAAAAGCUCAUUAUCCUAACAAUUGAGGAGGUGGAGAUGUACCCCAGCAUUCAGGCGAAAAUUUGGAGUACCAUUGGUCGUCUACCAGAAUUAAUCGACACUGUUCUUGAUAAUUUCAUUCAGAAGAGCGUAGGAUAUGGCCUGGGAUCUCCAAUGGUGGAGAUUAUGGCGGACACUGCUGUGGCACUGGCUUCAGGAAAUGUCCAGCUGGUGGCGAAGAAAAUAAUUGGAAGACUCUGCAGAGUUGUGGAUAAAACUUGCACCUCACCCACUCCUCUGCUGGAGCAACACAUGAUGUGGGAUGAUAUUGCUAUACUGGCAAGAUAUCUGCUGAUGCUAUCAUUCAAUAAUUGUCUAGAUGUGGGGAAACAUCUGCCUUAUCUCUUCCACACGGUGACCUUUCUCGUUUGCUCUGGGAGCCUGUCGAUGAGGGCCUCCACUCACGGUCUUGUCAUAAAUAUUAUCCACUCACUGUGCACCUGCAACUCUCCCUCUUUCUCAGAGGACACCUACAGAGUCCUGAGGAUGAGUCUCGAUGAGUUCUCGUUACCAAAAUUUUAUCUGCUAUUUGGUAUCAGCAAGGUGAAGUCCGCUGCUGUCACUGCGUUCAGGUCGAGCUGCAGGCACUCGAGUGACAAGUGGUUUUCCAAUGAGAGAACAACAUGUGGAGGGCAGGAUCGAGAGAGACUGUCGUUAACGAGUCUCGAGGUCAUUACUGAUGCUCUACUGGAGAUCAUGGAGGCCUGCAUGAGGGAUAUUCCCAGGUGUGAUUGGCUGGGUACGUGGACAUCUCUGGCAAGGAGUUUUGCAUUUUGCUUUAACCCUGCACUUCAGCCAAGAGCUCUCAUCGUCUUUGGGUGCAUAUCGAAGAGCAUCACCGAUCAGGAUAUCAAGCAACUGCUGAGAAUUCUAGUCAAGGCCCUCGAGAGUUUCAAUGAUAUUACCCUGUUGGAGGCUAUCAUCAUGUGUCUGACGAGGCUGCAGCCUUUGCUGAGGCCUGAGUCACCCAUUCACAGGUACCUCUUCUGGGUGGCGACGUCUAUUCUUCAGCUCGAUGAGGCUCCCCUCUAUGCUUCUGGGUUGGCACUUCUCGAGCAGAAUCUUCACACUUUGGAUUCUCAAGGAAUUUUUGAUGAUAAGAGCCUGGAGAAGGUGAUGAUGUCCACGAGGGAGCCUCUGGAGUGGCAUUUCAAGCAGUUGGAUCAUGCUGUGGGUCUGUCAUUCAAGUCGAAUUUUCAUUUUGCCUUGGUGGGACAUUUGCUCAAGGGGUACAGACACCCCACACCUACCACUGUCACGAGGACUGCUAGAGUGCUGACAAUGUUGUUGGCUAUCGUGGCAAAACCAGUUAUGAGAGACAAGUUCGAGGUGACACCUGAAAGUGUGGCGUAUCUAGCUGCUCUUGUACAUGUUAGUGAGGAGGUCAGGAGCAGGUGUCACGUCAGACACUCACUAGGGAGAAAUGUUGCCGAAUCCAACUCCAGUGAUUUUCUGGAUGUGCUGGUGACGAAUGGACCUGAUGUUAAUCCUAUCGGGAACCUCACGAGUAGAAAACAAAAGUCCUGGGAUCUGCUCGAUCAGAAUGCCAUUAGUCAGGCUAAACUCCAGAAACCACAUACCUCGCAUCAAAGUGGAAGGGCUUUGUUCAGGACCCAGAGAUCGUUCUCUGUUCCAACUACCAAGGAAGCUAAGGCUAUCGACGAGGGCGAGUCUAAGAAUCGCAGCACCAGAGUAAGUGUGAGUAAUGAGAACAACGUCCUUUUGGAUCCUGAAGUUCUCACUGACUUUUCCACCCAAACCCUCGUGCUGACGAUCCUGGCGACGUUGGUCAAGUACUCUACUGAUGAGAAUGAGACGAGAAUACUCUACGAGUACCUUGCUGAGGCCUCUGUCGUAUUUUCCAAGGUUUUUCCAGUCAUCAACAAUUUGCUUGAUGCUAAAAUCACAAGUGUUCUGUCGUCAUGUCACGAUCAAGUGAUCGUGAGUGCAGUUCAGGCUAUCAUUCAGAACAUGAUAGCUUGUGAGGACACGGGUCAGCAGCUCCACUAUCUCCAGAGCUGUGGAUUUGGAGGUCUCUGGAGGUUCGCUGGACCAUUCGCCAAGUGCAAUCGAACAGCUGAGAGCGCCGAAUUAUUCGUCAAUUGUCUGGAGGCUAUGGUGGAGACGUGCCUACCCACUGAGGAGACUGAAAUCAGCAGCGAAUUGUCUGUCGAGAGUGACAGGAGGAGUGAUAAUGUACAAAUGCAGGGAAGGAGUGCUGUAUCGAGAGGGCGAAAUCAUUCUCAGGAAAUUAGUUCAAAAGAAGCUUCGUCUUCUGGACCAAGAGAAUUUCAUGUCGAUAACAAGAGGGAACCAACUGUUUCUACUCACGUGAAUAACAUCUCUCAUUCAUAGCGUUUAUUACAAACUUCUAGACACUUUGGGGCUGGAUACAGCCGGAUCAACAGGCUCCAGGACACGACGGAAAACUCGUCGUCUAGGUGAUAAUGAGGACACCAAUGACAGCAUUUAUGGAUCGUUUGUAGUUAGAGGAUGAAGCUUUAGGUUUAAAUUGUUUUUAAUGUAGGUAAACUGGCUGUUGUUUCAGUAGUGAAGUGCUAGAACUAGAGAUUAAAUUAACGAAAAUAUCAAAUGAGGAAUUAAAAAUGAUACUAGAAAAAGUAAGCUGAGGAAAUAGUCCUGUUUGAUCACUUUACUACUGAUUCAUCAUCCAAUUAUUUCCCUUUAUUAUUAAAAAUGCACAACGAGUAUUUUUGGGUCUCCAUUACAUGAUCAGUCGAUUUCAUUUAGUGCCGUCCACGUCCUAAUAAAACGCGAUAACGAAAAAAAAUCUACCUGAUCAAUUCCUCACUAUUCGAAGGAGUUUAAAUAAUGAAGAUGCCCCAUUAAUUUUUUUAAUCUAUUGUUUUAAUUUAGUCGAUGAUUUCGUGCAGGUGAAGGCACGAAUUAAUUUCUUAUUGUAUUGGAAUAUGGAGUGCAGAAAGAAAAAAUGUCUUAGUGUGAGAAAAAAAUCGUUCGUUUGUUCGAGAAGAGGUUUCUACAGUCUAGAAAAUUUUAAAUUAAUUCUAUAAACAUUCUUGAAUGAAAAAUAGGUUUUUUAGAAUCUAGGAACGUCCUUUGCGACACGAAGGUUUUUUUUGUCAAAUCCAAGGCAUUUUUUUUUUGUCUCCUUGGAUACAUGGAAUUUAAAAUUCAUCACCAAGGCUAAUAACGACUCGAUUAUUUUCCACCGAGUGUAUAAUACACCCUAGGCUUUAAAUAAAGAUUAUUUAACGAGAAAAAUGCGGGGAGCGAGUAACUCUCGAGCCCCUCGUGUAGCAAUUGAGAAUAGAAGUUAAAGUAAGUUUUAAAUAAAUUAAAUUUCGUAUGCGGCCUAUUACCGUACUAAUCCGUAAUUAGUAUUCUAGGUCGCUGGUAUAAUCAAUGUGAUGUAUUUACUAAAAAUUUUAAUGCCAAUAUCAAUGAAUCGUUUUUUGAAACUAGUGGAUAUGAAUAUUUUAUUAUAUUUUGACUGUUUUUUUUCUUUUUUACCAGAUGAGUAUUAAAUUUUCUCUCUAACAGGACAGACUGCGUCUCAGUAACGUUUUUUUCUCGUUCAAACCAUUUAAUCAUUAAUUUUCUUUUAUUUUGCAUUUUAAUUAGUCUCGAGGAUUGAAUGCUUCCGGCCAUUGAGUCUUCCUAGAUUUAUUCUUUUUCGCGUACGUUCUUUCGAUUUUUAUGAGGAGGAAAUAUCACUAUUGUUAUUAUUCAUUUGUUGAUAUUGAUUAACACUGAACACCAAUUUAAGAUCGCAGGCGAACCUUAAUCGAUUGCAGAGGGAUUUUAAGGUGUCAUGGGGAAAAAUGUUUGUUACUAUUUCUCGUGUUGUAGAAUAACGUCAUAUUUUCAUUAAGUAUCAUAUGUAGUUUCGAGGGGAGUACUGUGAAUUGUAAAUACCAUGGCUUAUUAAUCAAAGGAUCUUCCUGCGUUCUCGAUGCCACUCUAGUUUCGGAGUGGGAACAGGCAAUAUUCAAUUAAAAUGCGGUAUUUUAGCUAAUUAUCAAUUUGUGGGCUCUCCAGAUAUAAGAGAAAAAUGAUAGAACUUCUUUUAAUAACCCGUGAUAUUUAGAACUCGUAGUCUCCUCUCUUAAGGCUCGGGUGGAUUAUCUAGAAAAGAUAAUUUACUCCGAAAUGCGGAUUCCUAAUUACUUUGGCAA